GGCGGGGGCGGCCGGGGCCGCGCCGCACCGCACCGCGCGGGCGGCCAUGGAGCGAGCCUAGGGCCGGCAGCGAACGAGGAAAGGCCUCUUGGCCUCAUGAGUCCGGGGUGUGCAUUUGUCAUCCCAGCCUGAGAUCAGAAGUGGAGGCUGGUGCAGAAAAGAGGAAUUGUGGGAGGCGCUUCCGUGAAGAAAUGGACCAAUGUGCAUGAUCAUGGACUCUCCUUGUUAGCCAUCACCACCUGUUCUCUUCAAUGAGGAAGAGUGGGUCAGGGGAGAGGGAGAAGAGGUCAACAUGAAGCUAAAGCAGCGGGUUGUGCUGCUAGCGAUUCUCCUUGUCAUCUUUAUCUUCACCAAAGUUUUCCUGAUUGACAACCUAGACACCUCUGCUGCCAACCGGGAGGACCAGAGGGCUUUCCACCGAAUGAUGGCUGGCUUGAGGGUGGAGCUGUCGCCCAAGCUGGACCACACCUUGCAGUCUCCCUGGGAGAUUGCUGCCCAGUGGGUGGUUCCCCGGGAAGUAUACCCUGAAGAGACACCAGAGCUGGGGGCAAUCAUGCAUGCCAUGGCCACCAAGAAAAUCAUUAAAGCUGAUGUGGGUUAUAAAGGAACACAACUGAAAGCCUUACUGAUUCUUGAAGGAGGACAGAAAGUUGUCUUCAAACCCAAGCGGUAUAACCGAGACUAUGUGGUAGAAGGGGAACCAUAUGCUGGUUAUGAUAGACACAAUGCAGAAGUAGCAGCCUUCCAUUUGGACAGGAUUCUGGGUUUCCGCCGAGCCCCCUUGGUGGUUGGCAGAUUUGUUAAUCUACGGACAGAGAUCAAGCCCGUUGCCACGGAGCAGCUCUUGAGCACCUUCCUGGCCAUAGGAAAUAACACUUGUUUCUAUGGGAAGUGUUACUACUGCCGAGAGACAGAGCCAGCCUGUGCUGAUGGAGACACAAUGGAGGGAUCUGUCACACUUUGGCUUCCAGAUGUGUGGCCUCUGCAGAAACACCGACAUCCCUGGGGCAGGACUUACCGAGAGGGCAAACUGGCCAGGUGGGAGUAUGAUGAGAGCUACUGCGAUGCUGUGAAGAAAACGUCCCCUUAUGACUCUGGCCCACGCCUCUUGGAUAUCAUCGACACCGCUGUCUUCGAUUACCUGAUUGGAAAUGCUGACCGCCACCACUAUGAGAGCUUUCAGGAUGAUGAAGGCUCUAGCAUGCUCAUCCUUCUUGAUAAUGCCAAAAGCUUUGGGAACCCUUCACUGGAUGAGAGAAGCAUUCUCGCCCCUCUCUAUCAGUGUUGCAUCAUUCGGGUUUCUACCUGGAACAGACUGAACUACCUAAAGAAUGGUGUGCUGAAGUCUGCCUUAAAAUCUGCCAUGGCCCACGACCCCAUCUCCCCAGUGCUCUCCGACCCUCACCUGGACGCUGUGGACCAGCGGCUCCUGAGUGUCCUAGCCACCGUGAAGCAGUGCACUGACCAGUUUGGGAUGGACACUGUGCUGGUGGAGGACAGGAUGCCUCUCUCCCACUUGUAAUUCUCAACACAGAAUAAGUGAAACUUGUUUUUACAGGGAUAGAGAAACAGCACAAUCAAUUCCAAGAAGUACGAGAUGGUUUAGAGAUGGCCUGCAGCAAGUUCUGGUGAUAAGGAACAGGGUGGCCUUGGAUUUCUUGGGUGUUUUCUGUAGUGGAAACUGAAGCAAAGAUUACAAACUUCACCAUGGAGACAUUCCUGCCAAACCACCUUCUACUUCUUGGCAUUUGCCCGUAUUCCCAGUGGGCAGCAUGGUUGGUCAUCCUGAGUGUCAUGCCAGAGAACACAUAGAGGCCUAACAGUACUGGGAUUGGUUCUGAAGCGGGUAUUUGGAGUUCAUCCUCGUAGUCCUUUCUCCAUGUGUGUGGGUCUUCUGAAAACACAAAAUCUAGAGUCCUUUUUGACCAGGACUAGUCACAUUGGGGAUUUCACUGCCCCCUGAGGAGUAGUAACAAGUAGAACCUGGCUCUCUGUUGAGCCAGAAUAGCGUGCUCUUUGAAGAGGGUACGUUUUCAGAUAGGAUUAGAGGGAAGGGCAAAAGCAGGAAAUAUUUCUGCACUUUUAAGCGAUUAGGUGGCAGCGCUUUUGAUGAUGCUCAAAGGAGGGAGGGAGAGACACACUUGGUGGAACCAGAAUCGAGAGAUGAUUGCGUUCAUGAGAAACAGGCUCCGCUGUAUCUAAGUUCUUAAGGUGUGAGAAUGUUAAGGUGACUCGCACCUGAGUACAACCUGCAUUCUCACAGUUGUGUCCAAAUUAACCAAACAGAUUGUCUCUGCAGAUUAUAUUCUUUCAACGCAAGCACUAUUCUCUUAUGCAGACGUUUUUUCCUUUUGCCCAAAGCAGGCAAAUCCUUUCAAAAUUAACAAAACCAACUGAAAUAAUACCUUUAAUAAGAGUUAGGUUGCCUUUGUCAUUUGUGCCGUCCUGAUUUCUCCUCUGAAAUGAAUUUCCACCUCUGCCUUUAAGGCAUUUGGUCAUUGAAGCUACUGUUCCCAAGAGAAUGGCAAUCCUGUUUGUGCCUUCUUAUGAGAAGAGCCAGCUCACCCUGCAGAUGAUACUGCACAUCCUGCCUGGUGUCUGGACUUGUCUUGUGAUUUGGGCCAUCCAGAAAACUGGAAACAAAGAUUUUUAACCCUCUGAGCCUUAAAAUUAAGGAAGUUUAAAAAAAAAAAAAAGACCUAAACAAUAAAACAUGAGAACCCUCAAAAAAAAAAAAAAUUAAGGAGGUUACUCAGAAGAGCCUUAAGAUUUUGAUCUAUGUCAAACCCUAAUUUCAUCAUUUAAUUUUGUUUGGAGUUGUGAACCUGUGAUAUAGUAUUGUUCUUCUAUUAGCACUCUCCAAUUUCAGGUUGCUAAAACACAGGCAUAGUUCACUGUUCUAGCAAAGCAAUUUGACAUGUAAGUGGUUACAGUAAAAUACAGGGCCAGUCACUGUGUACACAAAACUAUGUGCUUCUCUCCUGCAUCUUGUCUGGGUGCUCUUCCAGUUUUGUGCCUAUGUCAAGCAGGAACUAGUAUUUAAACAGUGCAGUUGAACAAAUUUAAUGCCAGCCACUGGAAACCAGUUUUAGGCAACCACCCUUCCAAAUUACUACAGUUUAGAAUUUAUGCCCCAAUUUUCUCCUGUUGAAAUAUAACUGAGUAAGCUGUAACUACUUUAAAAUAGCACGAAAUUAGGAUACUUUUGUACUUUGUAUGUACAUUUUGAGAUGCAGACAAGAAUGGGCUGAGUUAUAAGAAAAGCUACUGAAUUCAGGAAGGCAGAUACUAGCACAAACACUGAAAAACAGUGUUACCAAAAGGAGACAUAGAUGGCAGUUUGAAGGCCAUGUACUAUGCACAUGCAGGGAAAUGCACAGUUGAGCUUGAGGACGCCUUAGGUGAUACCCUGCCUCAUCAAGGCAUCAGCUUGAGGGAGAUGGGCAGGAUGUCAGCACUGCUUUCCUUGGUAAAUGUUAGUUAAACUAAAUAAUGGAUCAGUGUUCAUUCAAACACAAUACCUUUAAUAUGCCACAGUGUGAUGAGUAAGAACUGUUCGCAGCCUGGGAACUUUCUUCACAAUGUUGACGGCAGAAGAUUCUGCUAAGGAGAAAAGCAGGAGGGAAAGCUGCUUUGAAAAUGUCUCAUCCUUUUCACAAAACAUUGUAGAAAAUGUUUAAUUUCGUUCUCCUUACCUACUAUUUUAAAAUUCAUGAUCUACAGGGAUUAAAGUUAGAUUUAUGCUAAAAAAGUAGUGUGACAUGGCCCUUAGAAGAUCAGGAUUGGAUUAAGCUGGAGAGUGUUUAGGUGAAUCUUGGACAAAACCAGCAAUAAACUUACAGCCCUAAAAUUCACAAACACUAAAUUCUGUUUAAAGAGGUAGAUAUCUUUCUUUAAAGUUUGGUAACACUGUCUAUCCUCUUUAUGGUUUAUUUAUUAGAGUCUAGCACUAUUAUAAUCAAAUAAGACAUUGGAAUGAUUUUUGGUCAGCCCUAACUUGGGUGUGCCUAGCUAACAUCUAAGGGUAGAUGUGGAUACAUUUUAAUAUUAUAAAACUAGGAAAAUUAGAACUGAUGUCAUUUCCUGCCCAUCUACUUUUUAAAAUAUGUUUAUUCCAGAGUUUGGGGGAAAUACGGGCAUAGAUGUUUCAUUCUAAAAUUGUUCUUUAGUAUGAGGCUAUAUUGUGGGUUUGAUCAUAAAUAAUUCUAUAAAACAUUCAUAGGAUCUGCUUUGCUGAGUAUAUUAUUAACAUAUUAAUAAGGCAUUUCUCCAUGUUUGCACUCAGGAUUACUGUGUCAAAUGAAAUAUAAGAAAGAAACAAGA
Molecule: messenger RNA, 4323 nt
Organism: Manis pentadactyla (Chinese pangolin)
Lineage: Eukaryota; Metazoa; Chordata; Mammalia; Pholidota; Manidae
Gene: FAM20B
Product: FAM20B glycosaminoglycan xylosylkinase
Exons: 9
Coding region: 293-1522 (409 amino acids)
Biological process (GO): protein phosphorylation
Cellular component (GO): Golgi apparatus
Molecular function (GO): phosphotransferase activity, alcohol group as acceptor
Source: RefSeq, a predicted model, not a curated record